AAUCAGACCUCUUGGAAACCACUGUAAUCAGACCUAAGAAUUCAAAAGAAGCAGGUGCUGAGAUUUAAUUUGUCUUCCGAACAGGAGAAAUGGGCUGUGAUCGCAACUGUGGGCUCAUUGCUGGUGCUGUCAUUGGGGCAGUUCUGGCUGUGUUUGGAGGUAUUCUAAUGCCAGUUGGAGACAUGCUGAUUGAGAAGACAAUUAAAAAGGAAGCUGUCCUUGAAGAAGGUACAAUUGCUUUUGCUAAUUGGGUUAAAACAGGCAGUGACGUUUACAGGCAGUUUUGGAUCUUUGAUGUGCUAAAUCCACAGGACGUAAUAACGAACAGCGCUAACAUUAAGGUUAAGCAAAAAGGUCCUUACACAUACCGAGUUCGUUUUCUAGCCAAGGAAAAUGUAACUCAGGACCCUGAAACCCACACAGUGUCUUUUGUCCAGCCCAAUAGUGCCAUCUUUGAACCUUCACUAUCAGUUGGAACAGAGAAUGAUAACUUCACAGUUCUCAAUCUGGCUGUAGUAGCUGCACCCCACAUCUAUCAAAAUGCAUUUGUUCAGACAUUACUUAAUUCGCUUAUCAAAAAGUCAAAAUCUGAAAUGUUCCAAACCAGAACAGUGAAAGAGCUAUUGUGGGGCUACAAGGAUCCAUUUCUGAGUUUGGUUCCCUAUCCUAUUAGUACUACAGUUGGUGUAUUUUAUCCUUACAAUAAUACUGCAGAUGGAGUUUAUAAAGUUUUUAAUGGAAAAGAUAACAUAAGCAAUGUUGCCAUAAUAGACACUUACAAAGGGAAAAAGAAUCUCACCUAUUGGCCAAGUUAUUGUGACAUGAUUAAUGGCACAGAUGCAGCCUCAUUUCCUCCUUUUGUUGAGAAGAGCCGGGUGUUACAAUUCUUUUCCUCUGACAUAUGCAGGUCAAUCUAUGCUGUGUUUAGUACUGAAAUUGAUCUGAAAGGAAUUCCUGUGUAUAGAUUUAUUCUUCCAUCCAAGGCCUUUGCAUCUCCACUUCAAAAUCCAGACAACCAUUGUUUCUGUACAGAAAAAGUUAUCUCAGAGAAUUGCACACUAUAUGGUGUGCUAGACAUUGGCAAAUGCAAAGAAGGAAAACCUGUGUACAUUUCACUUCCUCAUUUUCUACACGCAAGUCCAGAGAUUGCAGAAAAAAUAGAAGGCUUGAAUCCAAAUGAAGAAGAACAUAGGACAUAUUUGGAUAUUGAACCUAUAACUGGAUUCACUUUACAGUUUGCUAAACGGCUCCAGGUGAAUAUAUUGGUCAAGCCAGCCAAAAAAAUUGAGGCAUUAAAGAAUCUGAAGAAGAACUACAUUGUGCCUAUUCUGUGGCUAAAUGAGACUGCCACCAUCGGUGAUGAGAAAGCAGAAAUGUUCCGAAAUAAAGUAACUGGAAAAAUAAGCCUCCUUGGCACAGUUGAAAUGGCCUUGAUCGGUGUUGGUGUGGUGAUGUUUGUGGCUUUUAUGAUUGCAUACUGUGCAUGCGUAUCAAAGAAAGUAAAAUAAGUAAGUAU
This is a messenger RNA of Chrysochloris asiatica (Cape golden mole), 1516 nucleotides long. Its product is annotated as platelet glycoprotein 4-like. Bases 90 to 1508 code for a protein of 472 amino acids. Lineage: Eukaryota; Metazoa; Chordata; Mammalia; Afrosoricida; Chrysochloridae. Gene Ontology annotation, molecular function: scavenger receptor activity; low-density lipoprotein particle receptor activity; low-density lipoprotein particle binding. Gene Ontology annotation, cellular component: cytoplasm; cell surface; caveola. The record is from RefSeq and is a predicted model, not a curated record. The transcript has 12 exons. Gene Ontology annotation, biological process: low-density lipoprotein particle clearance; lipoprotein transport; receptor-mediated endocytosis.